AUGCACCGACAGGACGUCAGCGAUGGCGGCGGGGGCAGACACCUCACGACGGCUGAGGUGCUUGACCGCACGAUGGAUCAGUGCAUGCAACGCGGUCUCUUCGACAGCGCGUCGUGGCUGGGACAACUCGCACUAGACGCCACUGACAGUGUGCUGCAAGAGACUAUCCCUGCCUCCUCACCCGUAUGUGUGGCAGUGCAGGAUCUGCCGCUCACGGGGCGUGCCCACCGCUACCACGUUCUUGCACUGGCCCUCGUCCAGAAGGGUGAGUACUUGCGCUGUCACCACUUACUCAACACCGCCCUAAAGGAAUACACCGCAACAGCAACAUCAACAACGGCGGCAGCAAGGGAGGAGGGUGAAGCACACGCAAAGGGGGAAAAACCCUUGCCGCGCGGGGGCAGCCGUUCCACAUCACAACAGUCACAACAGCAGUCGCCUUCGUCUCCAUCGGCCCCACCACAAUUGCAGUUCUUGUGUUUGUACUCGUUAUACAUGGCGGGAGAGUGCAUUAAAAGCACCAGCAGCAACCUACGCAAGAGUAGCAACCCAAACCUGCUUAUGUUGCGUGGGCUGCUGCUCACUGCGCUUGAACAACAACGACGUUCGUCAUCAACGCCGUCGGCAGCUUCACUCCCAAUGCGACCGUCUUUAAAGGCGGAUUCACGGUCGUCGCCGAGCAUGGCGACUGGUGUAGUCGGUGGUGCAGCGGCGUACGGCGACCCGUUCCUCUGCUGGCUGCACGGCGUCGUGUUGCGUGAGCUUGGCAUGAAGCAGGAGAGCGCCACGUAUUUUCUGGCGGCCCUCUGUAGUCACCCCAUGCUCUGGUGCGCAUGGGAGGAUUUGUGUACGCUCGUCAGUCGGGAGAACCAGAUUGAGGAGAUAGAGGCGAUGAUCGCCUCUCUGGAGCCGCGAUUUAUGCCGGAGAUGUUUUUGGCCUCAGUGAAGGCUGCGCUUAACGUUGCACCGCUCUCAUUUGAGCCCGCAUCAGUUGCAUCUGCUGCGACUGCUGCUAAUGCCCCUGCUGUCUCGGGGAAACGGAGUACGAGCCCGCACCACAGCAGCUCCUCACCACAACCAAAGAUGGAGCACGAUUACCAACGGCAGCACCCUCAGCAGCGCCGAGGCGAUGGCGCCGCCUCUCCUAGGCUUGUAAACUCCUGGGAGGUGCUGCUGGAGCAGUUCCCUAACAACCCUUUCCUCCUCUCGAGCCUUGCGGGUUACUACUACAACGUAAAGAAGGACCUUGAAAAGGCACAGACGCUCUACAAGCGGUUGCAUGAUACAGAUCCAUAUCGCCUAGAGUCGAUGGACGACUAUUCCAUUGUCCUCUUCCUCCGUGGUGACCGCAUUGGCCUGAGCAGCCUCGCACAGCAGGUGUACCACAUCGACCCCUUUCGCGCCGAGAGCAAUUACAUUGUGGGAAACUACUACGUGCUGAUGGGCGCGCACGACCGCGGCGUGCUGCAUUUCCGCCGUGCGGUCGCCGCCGACCCGACCUUCCUCGCCGCGUGGACGCUGCUUGGGCAUGCGUACCUAGAGACGAAGAACAGCGCGGCCGCCGUGGAGGCGUACCGUACCGCUGUUGACCUUGACCAGCGCGACUACCGCGGGUGGUACAACCUCGGCCAAAUCUACGAGCUGCUGCAGUUCUAUCACCACGCGCUGUACUACUACUGGCACACCACCACGCUGCGCCCCACUGACCCGCGCAUGUGGUCAGCCGUCGCGAACUGCCUUGACCGCGAGGGGCGUACCAGCGAGGCGAUGUUGUGCCUCGAGCGUGCGGAGACGUACGAGAGCCCAGCCUCCGACUUCUACCCACCGCUCGUGCGGCGGCUGGGGAUGCACUACUUAGACACACGGCAGGUCGGGCGCGCCAUCGCGUACCUGGAGAAACUCGCCACGGCAGAGGCGAGGAAACGAGAGGACGUGCUGCUGGCCGUGCCGCAAAUCGUGCCGUACUACCUACAGCAGGCACGGCAGCUGUUGGACGUGCCUGCGCGUUCGCCAAGCUACGAGCCCCCGCCGCCCUUCGCAACCGCGUCGGCGAGUGCCGGCAGGCAAUCGCUGCCGUCAGCAGCAGGCAGCGGCGGUUGGAGUAGUCUCGCUGAUCAGUGGCGCACUGCCGACGCGGCGCUUCGGCGUAACAUCGACGCGCGCUGGGAGCAGGCCGCGGUGUGUCUUGCAACGUCGGAGAGCCACUUAGAGAACCUGGCGGUCGCACUUGGCCUACCUAACGCCGCCGCCGCCGCUGCCGCUGCCGCUGCCGGGGACAGCACCGUGAUGGGCAAAGGCACAGACUACGGCGCAGCUGGCGGUGGUGUUGCCGGUUCCGUCAUGGAUGAGGGGAGGAGCCGUCACAUUUCGCACCUUGCCCGCUACUACCGUGAGUUGAAUGCGGUGCGGCACUACCUGUCUAGCCAGCAGCAGCAGGUGGAGGCGACGGUGCGGGCGCGGGAGAGCGAUGAGGUUCACAGAGAGUGA
Trypanosoma grayi is the source of this 2487-nucleotide messenger RNA. RefSeq lists its product as hypothetical. Gene Ontology annotation, cellular component: anaphase-promoting complex. NCBI's taxonomy places the organism in Eukaryota, Euglenozoa, Kinetoplastea, Trypanosomatida, Trypanosomatidae. Gene Ontology annotation, molecular function: protein binding. Bases 1 to 2487 code for a protein of 828 amino acids. The transcript has a single exon. The record is from RefSeq and is a predicted model, not a curated record. Gene Ontology annotation, biological process: cell division.